This is a messenger RNA of Staurois parvus, 531 nucleotides long. The record is from the annotation of a GenBank genome assembly. NCBI's taxonomy places the organism in Eukaryota, Metazoa, Chordata, Amphibia, Anura, Ranidae.
UGGACCUUUGGUAGCGGAAGUGGCGGCGUUUCCUGGAGACCGGUGACAGGCGGAGGCCCUAGCUACAGAAUGAAUGUUGGGGUGGCUCAUAGUGAAGUGAACCCCAACACACGGGUGUUGAACAGUCGAGGAAUAUGGCUGGCUUACAUUAUUCUCGUGGGUUUUCUUCACAUAAUCCUCCUAAGCUUUCCCUUCUUCAGUGUUCCUGUUGUCUGGACCCUGACUAAUGUCAUUCACAACCUUGUUAUGUACCUGUUUCUGCACACGGUGAAGGGGACUCCAUUUGAAACCCCUGACCAGGGCAAAGCACGACUUCUCACUCACUGGGAGCAAAUGGAUUAUGGAAUCCAGUUUACAUCUUCUCGCAAGUUCCUCACCAUAACCCCAAUUGUUUUAUAUCUCCUUGCAAGUUUUUAUACCAAAUAUGAUGCAGUCCAUUUCCUUAUCAACACUUUGUCAUUGAUCAGCGUCCUCCUUCCAAAACUUCCGCAGUUUCAUGGUGUCAGGAUAUUUGGGAUAAACAAAUACUGA